This is a messenger RNA of Cladophialophora carrionii CBS 160.54, 1281 nucleotides long. RefSeq lists its product as uncharacterized. The transcript has a single exon. The record is from RefSeq and is a predicted model, not a curated record. NCBI's taxonomy places the organism in Eukaryota, Fungi, Ascomycota, Eurotiomycetes, Chaetothyriales, Herpotrichiellaceae. Gene Ontology annotation, molecular function: hydrolase activity. Bases 1 to 1281 code for a protein of 426 amino acids.
AUGACCACCCGACGGACCCGCAUCGUCUGUAUAUCUGAUACCCACAACCAAACUCCAAAGCUACCUCCUGGCGACGUUCUCAUCCAUGCAGGCGACCUGAGCAAUCAAGGCACGUUUUCGGAGCUGCAAAAGACUGUCGCCUGGAUCCAGCAGUCGAAGUUCAAGGUCAAGAUCAUUGUCUGUGGAAAUCACGAUAUCACUUGCGAUGAGGAGUUCUACCAGCAGUACGGGGGAUACUUCCAUCAUAGGAGGAUGGAAGACUCUCAGCGCUGCAGGGAGCUUUUCCAGUCAGAUCCAUCCAUCAUUUACCUGAAUCACGAAGCAAGGCAAGUAACCAUCGUACACGAAGACGGGCAACAGUCGAAGCUGAAGGUCUUUGGAUCGCCAUAUUCACCGGCACAUGGCUUCUGGGCAUUUGGAUAUUCAACAGAAUCCGCUUCCCAGUUGUGGGACCAGAUCCCACUAGACUCGGACAUCGUGGUCACACAUACACCUGCCAAGUACCAUCGUGAUGGGUGUGGCGUGCGCGGCAGCGCUGGAUGCGAAAUGCUUCGCCAGACACUGUGGAGAGUCCGGCCCCGGUUGUUUGUGUGCGGGCAUAUUCAUGAGGCGUAUGGCGUGGAGAUAGUGCAUUGGGACCUGUCUUCGCUCAACGUCAGAUUCAAAGAGCGCAGCUUGCGAGAAUGCACUGACCUUGAGCCAAGCUCCAAGAAGCAGUUCAAAGUUGAUCUGACCUUCAGGGCCAAGUCGCUGGCCCUGAAGAACGAUGGGAGUAGUGGCAAUCUCGUUCCACCCAGCGAGCUCUGCAGGCUUCGAGGCGUCGAAGUCGACGGCCCUGCCGAGUGCCCCGUGAUCGAUAAGCACGACUCCGAUACAACAGACGAUCAGACUAGUGAUGCGGCGGACGAGCUGGAGCUCGCUGCACAGGGGCAAGACCGCGGCGAAGCUGUCUUGCCGGAUAUACCACGUCCGUCGACAUCUCCAUUCCCUGAUUUUGAAAAAGCCGAACGACCUGCUCCAAUCAGGGCAGACAAUGCUCAUAUAAGACAUCUAGGGACACUUGGUCAGGGCGGUCCAGCAUCGAAUCCUCGUUCUGACCAAGAAGCGCUAUUUGGUCGCGAAGGGAGGGAGGAGACUUGCAUUGUCAAUGCGGCAUUCAUGGCGUCCAACUUUCCGCACAAAAAUGGGAAGAGAUUCCACAAGCCCAUUGUGAUUGAUCUGGACUUGCCGGCCAUGGACUGGAACGAGGCCCCUCAGGCUACAGAGCAGGAAAACACCUGA